Molecule: messenger RNA, 2024 nt
Organism: Oryza sativa Japonica Group (Japanese rice)
Lineage: Eukaryota; Viridiplantae; Streptophyta; Magnoliopsida; Poales; Poaceae
Source: RefSeq, a predicted model, not a curated record
GCGUUGAGGCCGGAACGGAGCCGGUCGUCGCCGGAAAGAAACCUACUCGUAGCUGCUCUGGUUUCCUCCCUACGUUCGACCCGGAAACGAACACCACAAGAUCAGAGAACCUUCCUCAAUUAUUAACCAUCCUGUUCUUCACUGAAGGAUGAUCAGACGAAAAACUCGUAGAGUUUACAUCGCGGAUUGCACAUGGCGCGUCCACUUCUUCCGAUCACGUACCAGCACGCGGGUAUCUUCAUCAACAUCUCAACCUUCUUCUUUUCUUUUUAACCUUUGCAUCCGACUGACGAUGUGCUAAUGACGAUGAUCAUCGAUCAUCAGCGGCGUCUUCCCCAUUGGAGCAAUGGAUGAAGCGGUUCGAGGAGGCGGAGAGGCUCGUGGCCGACGUCGUCGAGAGGAUCGCGGAGAGGGAGUCCGUCUCGCCGUCGCUGCCGCAGGAGCUGCAGCGGCGAACCGCCGAAAUCAGGAGGAAAGUCGCGAUUCUCGAGACCAGGCUUGACAUGAUGCAGGAAGACCUUUCUCAACUCCCAAACAAGCAACGCAUGUAAGUAGUUAAGCAAGCCACACGUGAUAUUGCAAUUGGACGAUAGUAUAUUGAUCAAAUUGGCCUAAACGUAACGUUAAUUUUGUUUGCUUAAACCUGGCAGAAGCCUGAAAGAGUUGAACAAGCUAGCAGCCAAGCACUCCACUCUGAGCUCCAAGGUGAAGGAGGUUGGCGCUCCGUUCACCCGGAAGCGCUUCUCCAAUAGGUGAAUUUGCAAGCUUAUAUACUCCACUAGUUUAACCGCUUGCAGCUUCAGCUGAGUUCCAACAAGUCUGAACUCUGAACUUUACGAUGAAACACUUCUUCCUACUUGUGUCUUUCUGAAUCUUUAUUUAGGAGCGACCUGCUUGGACCGGACGACAACCACGCAAAGAUCGAUGUAAGCAGCAUUGCCAAUAUGGACAACCGUGAGAUCAUUGAGUUGCAGAGGAACGUUAUUAAAGAGCAAGACGACGAAUUGGACAAGCUGGAGGAGACGAUAGUCAGCACCAAGCACAUUGCGCUGGCGAUCAACGAAGAGUUGGAUCUGCACACUAGGUUGAUUGAUGACUUAGACGAGAAAACAGAAGAGACAAGCAACCAGCUUCAGCGUGCGCAGAAAAAGUUGAAAUCUGUAACAACACGCAUGAGGAAAAGCGCUUCCUGCUCAUGCCUUCUCCUGUCGGUUAUUGCAGUUGUAAUUCUUGUAGCUCUAUUAUGGGCUCUCAUCAUGUACUAGUAAUAGUGUCACAAAGACAUCAAAAGAAGGCAUCAACGCGUUAUGAAUACGCAGAAGAUACAUAACAGUGCUCUAGUCUGAAUCCAACCAAACAGGUCUGCAUUCUUCAGAAAAGGGGGUGAAAUGAUCUUGUAAGUUGUAAGUUGGUGGACUAUUGUCACCAUCACUCACAUGCAUUUUACAAUCUUGGCCACAUCCACAUGUGCAGUACUUUACAAAACCUAUAGGAUGCCCUAUCCCUGCAGGACGAUCUCAUUUGUGUUCCUAUUUUACAGGUCAAAGAAACGUACGCCCCAGUGCCCCACUAGCAUAAAAACUAUCACACUUGUGCUGCCCUUCACCGAUCCCUGCCCUAUGACAUGCCCUGCAAAGGGCAAAACUACCUCGAUCAGCACCAUUUGCACGCUUAACCACAUGAUGGCUGCCAUUUUUAUAUCCAAGCCUCUAGAACUCCAUGCACGUUCGGUUCUGUCCCUAGCACAUGAGACAACUAGCCGGAUGCCUUGACCGAUCUUGAAGCAACUGCAGUUUUUAAUCCUCGCAGGCACUGUCCCAGUUUAAAAUCCCUCAUCCGAGUAAUCUCCUAUCCCUUGGUAACAAUGACAAAUUAAUUUACAACGCCACUCGUUUAGUGGUUCAGUGGUCACUACUACAAUGGCACCAAACAACAGAUGGUCAAUCGCAAGUCGCAGCCAGGGUUAAACCUAUCAGUUUAGCCGAUUUGAUCGGUGCUCACCGAAAUACCGAAAUUUCUGAAAU